Molecule: messenger RNA, 1338 nt
Organism: Parastagonospora nodorum SN15
Lineage: Eukaryota; Fungi; Ascomycota; Dothideomycetes; Pleosporales; Phaeosphaeriaceae
Exons: 10
Coding region: 1-1338 (445 amino acids)
Biological process (GO): DNA repair
Molecular function (GO): ATP-dependent polydeoxyribonucleotide 5'-hydroxyl-kinase activity; polynucleotide 3'-phosphatase activity; double-stranded DNA binding
Source: RefSeq, a predicted model, not a curated record
AUGGUCGAUCGCCCAGGUCUAGGGAAGCGACCCAGCUCGGAUAAUAGAGGUGUUUCUCCGCCGCCCCCAAAGCGGAAACAGCAGUCAACCACCACCAGUAGGGUCGAAGAAGAUAGCGUUGAACUACGUAAAGCGGUAGCGAACUUCUUUACUCCAUUAUCGAAGAAGGAGCCUGAGAAGAUGACUUGGCGCAUUGUGCAAGAUAGUCUUCUUGUUGGGAAAUAUGUGGCUGCGACAGCGGCUGCACGUACGACAGCGACUGGCAGGACGAGAGUAGCAGCUUUCGAUUUCGAUUCCACGCUAAUCACAUCCGCUUCUGGAAAGGUCUUCAGUCGUGAUGCAACGGAUUGGAAGUGGUGGCAUAGCACUGUACCUGGGACACUGAAAAGGCUUCAAGGAGAAGGUUAUCUGGUCGCCAUUGUGAGCAAUCAAGGUGGCAUUAGCUUAAAGCCUGACCCGAAGACUGUAAAAUCUGAUCAGAAGCGAUUGGCCGAUUUCAAGGGGAAGGUCUCAGCUGUUCUCAACCAGCUAGAUAUCCCUAUCUCCGUCUAUGCUGCCACCGCGCGUGACCAGUACCGGAAGCCUAGAACAGGCAUGUGGCAUGAGAUCUUGGACGACUACGAUCUUGACGGAGCAGAUGCUGUUGAUCUAGAGAACUCGCUUUUUGUUGGGGAUGCAGGCGGACGAGAAGCACUAGCUGGUGGUGUCAAAGACCACUCUUGUGUCGACAGAGAUUUUGCGGCAAACGUAGGUCUACCGUUUUACACACCCGAGGAGUUCUUCCUUCACGAGGAGCAAAGACCAUUUACAAGAAGUUUCGACCCCACUGUAUACCUCAAAGAGCGUGAGCUGGCUCAGGAGUCUGCAUCUGCAUCAAAAGGCGUCACAAAGUCAGAGACAAUCGACAUCAUCUUGCUCUGCGGUAGUCCUGGAGCGGGCAAGUCCUCGUACUAUUGGAAGCAUCUGCAGCCGUUGGGUUACGGCCGUGUGAACCAAGACACACUAAAAACUAAAUGCAUCAAGGCAGCCACAGCUCUCAUUGAGGAAGGCACGAGUGUAGUCGUUGACAACACAAAUGCGGACCCAGCCACGCGCGAAAUCUGGGUAAAAUUAGCACAGAAGCUAAAUGUGCCGAUACGCUGCAUUCUGUUCACGGCAUCAUCAAGGCUUUGUGAGCACAACGAUGCUGUUCGCGCCUUGAGCCUAGGACCGGAGAGUAACCCCGAAAAGCGAACAAUUCUACCGAAACUUGCGUUCACUGGAUUCGCUUCAAGGUAUCGUGAGCCUAAGCUAUCGGAGGGAUUCACAGAAAUCACCAUGAUCGAUUUUGAGCUCUAG